Messenger RNA from Dermatophagoides farinae (American house dust mite), 2221 nucleotides. The record is from RefSeq and is a predicted model, not a curated record. NCBI's taxonomy places the organism in Eukaryota, Metazoa, Arthropoda, Arachnida, Sarcoptiformes, Pyroglyphidae.
GUCUUGUCUUUCUGUUUGUCUCUUUUUCUGCGUUUUUUUCAAUUUUAUGAAAAAUGACAAAAAAUUCAAACACAAACAAUAUGAUCCGUGAUAUUGAACAUCCGGAAUCCAUUAGCUCGAAUAGCCCAACAUUGAAAUCAUCCAAAAUCGAUAAUAAUGAUGAUGAUAAUGAUGAUUGAAUAAUCCAGAGAAACGAUUAUCACUUUAUUCACAAUUAUCACUCGAAAGUAUUGAUAGCCAUUUAGAUGUUGUGGAUAAUUGUACAUUUAAUGACCAACAACGACAAGUUGUCGAACAAUCAGAAUCUGUAAUUGCAUCAAUGAUGGAACGAGUUCAAAUAUCAGCCAUUGAAUUACCGGUUGAUCCACCUACAAUGCAAUCAUCACAAAUGAUUGUUGUUAAUGACCAAGAAAAGCGAAAAGAAUCUAAGCCAUUGAAAAGACGAUCAUCGUAUCUACAGUCAUUGAUUCCAAUACGAUUACAACAUCCAACAACAACACCUACACCAACAUUGACACCAUCACCACAGCUAUCUAUUCGAGCAAACAUCCGUUAUGAUAACAGCAACAACAUUAAUGAAAAUAUAUCGAAAGCUAAAUCCGAUACACAAUUAUUUUUCUGUCUUUAUGAUGAUGAUUAUAGCUACUAUUAUGGUGAUGAUCAAUUUGGCAUAGGCAAUGAAUCAGAUCGUCAAUUGAAUCAAUGUAGACGUCAUUGUUCCACUAUUAUCAAUACAUCAUCAUCAUUAUCAGCAAAUGGAUUAAAAGUACCAGAAUCGAAUAAAAUAACGACCAACACCAGCAAACGAAAUAGUCAGAUUCGUGCUAGUUUCUAUGAAAAAUGGCUUGGCAUUAAUAAUAAUAAAAAUAAACGACAACAACAAUCAACACCUCCACCAUGUUCAUCAAUGUCGACGACUUCAUCAUCAUCAUCAUCAUCGGCUACAGAUUCGAUGAAAAGAAAAUUUAAAUUUCGUUAUAGUAGUAAAGUAUCAAGAAAAAUUGCUGAACGUUUACAUGUUAACAGUAAUAAUAGUGAAAAUGAUGAUGACUGGCAUCGUACGAAAAGGGAAAAAUCAUCAUCAACACCAUUACGAUCAUGUUCACUUCGUUAUCGAGCUUCUGAACCAGCUAUCAAUAAUUGUUCAUCAUCAAGUUCAUCGUUAAGCCGUAAAUGUCGACGAAAUGGAUUCAUAAAACAAUAUGAUGAUUAUGAUUACUAUAAUAUCGCUGUUCAACAAUCUGUACAGGAAGAUCCAGGCUAUAAUUCGGGUGAAAAUGGUCAUUCAACAUUACGAUCAUUAACAGAUGAACAGAAACGAAUUGCCGCUGCCAAUGAACAAUCAGCCAGGAUAUCGGCUACAUUGGAUAAACGAAAUUCAGAUUCUCGUCCACCACGUGAUAAAUCUUUAUUGCGAAACAUAAAGAAACGAUUUAGUUUCAAUAGACGAUCAAAAUCAGUGGAUAGAAAUCUUGGUAAACGAGCGGUUGCCAACGGUGAUGAUGAUGAUGAUGACGAUUUUGAUGAUGAUUAUAAUGACGGUCAACGUGGUCAUGGAAUGGAAAGAGCAAGAUCGGUACCCGGUUCACGUGAAACAUCUAUGCCCAAAGAAAGCAAUAUCCAACAACAAGAACCACGUAUUAAGGAAAGUUUUGGCAAUUUAAGUCAAACAUCUACACGAACAUUUAUGCAUGAAGAUUCUGUACUGAUAAUGGAAUGUAAUGAAAAAGGAAUGAUUAAACAUUUUGUUGUACCAACUGAGGAUGUGGAUAAAGCUCGUCAUGAUUUGAAACGACGUAAAGGCACCAAACUUCAUCUGUAUAAAGAUCAUUUGUUUAUUGCACGACAUGUACCAUCAUCGAGAUUAUGUCAAAUUUGUGGUAAAAAAUUUGCAUUUCGUCUUGGUAAACAAGCCUAUCAAUGUCGUGAUUGUGGCCUAAUUUGUCAUAAACCAUGUCAUGUUCAUGUAGAAACUAGAUGUUUUUCAUCAAGUAUUGCUGCAUUGAAUCUUGAAUUAAUUGAUGGUGGUGAUCAACAUCAAUUUACAUUGCAACGUAAUAAUAAUAAUAAUAACAACAACAACAAUAAUAAUACCAAUGUAAUGGCUGUACCAGAAUUGAAAAUUACCGACACUGAACCGGAUAAUUAUAUCAUCACCAACAAUAACAAUAAUAAUAAUAAUUCGAUUAAUCGUUGAGCAUUUAAAAUUCAUAUCGACAAA